AUGCUUAUCUCGUCCUUGUCCGAGGAAACCCUCCGUUUCACCGUCGGCCGUGGCACUUCCCGGCAGCUUUGGCAGGUUAUCGAGCAAACCCUCGACUCGUCGACUCGGUCUCGAGCUUUACGGCUGCUCGGUGAACUGCAAGGGUUACGUCAAGGUGAUUCUUCCAUCUGGGACUACCUUGGCCGUGCACAGAUGUUGAUUGAUGAGUUAGCCCUUGCUGGUCGUCAGGUCGAGUUAGACGAUCAAAACUUAUACGUUUUUCGUGGCCUACGACCUGAGUUUCGUCCGUUGGUGGCGACAUUGGCUCGGGGUGCACCUGUUCCGCUAACGGAGGUAGCGGACUUUUUAGUGUCACAGGAAUGGAUCUGCUCCGACGAUGGUGUCCCUCUUGGUGCACCGGCCGCAAUGGCAGUCAGCCAUGGUGGUCACGGCGGCCGUGGUGGUGGUUCGCAACCACGAGGUAGUGGAGGUCGCGGCAGGCGAUUUACGCCUUCCUCGGAUCCUCAGGCCUAUGUGGUGGUUUCUGGUGGCGAUGAUACUCUGGAUGACCCUCAUCAGUGGUUCCCUGACACUGGUGCGACGAAUCAUGCCACUCCUGACUCUUCCUUACUGACGUCUGCGACAGGUUAUGAUGGUUCGGAGAUGCUCCGAGUCGGCAGUGGUACAUGUUUGCCCAUUGUUAAUGUUGGUUCCACUUCGUUAGCUACUGAUUCUAGGUCUUUUAGGAUGAGUGAUGUCUUGCAUGUUCCUGGUUUAUCUGCCUCGUUAUUGUCUGUUCAGCGUUUUGCUAAAGAUAAUAAUGUUUUCUUUGAGUUUCACCCUUCGUGUUUCUUUAUGAAGGAUAUUUUAACUAGGAAAGUUCUAUUUAAGGGGUAG
This is a messenger RNA of Ipomoea nil (Japanese morning glory), 876 nucleotides long. RefSeq lists its product as uncharacterized. NCBI's taxonomy places the organism in Eukaryota, Viridiplantae, Streptophyta, Magnoliopsida, Solanales, Convolvulaceae. The record is from RefSeq and is a predicted model, not a curated record. The coding region runs from base 1 to 876 and encodes 291 amino acids. The transcript has 2 exons.